This is a messenger RNA of Chaetomium fimeti, 940 nucleotides long. RefSeq lists its product as uncharacterized. The transcript is spliced from 3 exons. NCBI's taxonomy places the organism in Eukaryota, Fungi, Ascomycota, Sordariomycetes, Sordariales, Chaetomiaceae. Gene Ontology annotation, cellular component: membrane. The coding region runs from base 287 to 571 and encodes 94 amino acids. The record is from RefSeq and is a predicted model, not a curated record.
ACUAUAAUCACGCUCGCAACUUUACCUAGGGCAUAGGACGGAUAGGUACGAAGUAGUUGGAUGUUCUCAAAACUCGGGUGAGGCGUUGAGACGGCAAGUGCUGGGCUCUGACAGGAGUGGUUGGUUCGUGCACAAACUACGUCAUCGCACUUGCCGCUCAUGAGAAUGAACACCGAGUAGUAGUAUUCAAUGAAGGCAAUUUUCAAACGAUGGGAAAGGCAAUGACUACCAAUUUUGUUUUUCCAACAUAGUCACAAAACAAACGAACGAAAACCAAACAGACAAGAUGGACGGCGCCAAAGGAGUCGUGAUUACACUCUUUAGCAUCCUCUUUCCUCCCAUCGGAGUCGCCAUGCUGGCCGGCUGCGGCGCAGACUUGCUGAUAAACAUAAUCCUUACUGUUUGGCUUUUCUGGCUGCCCGGCGUUCUGCAUGCCUUCUACCUCCUUAUUGUUUACUACGACCGACGGGAGAAGUACAAGGUCGGGGGUCCACCCCUCAAGCGGGCUCCCUUUAUAUUCAGCGACAAAGUGCAGUCGGGCGGUGCCACCGGGUCUCGGUGGAAAUACUAAGGUUAUCCUGUCGCGGGUGAGGGCUCGUAGCUGAUGAUGGUCGAAUUCGGGCGAUGAAAAAAGCAGACACGGCAUCCCUAAACUAUUUUUAUAAUACUCCAAAAAGAAGAGAAACAACAGUCCCCAACUACCUUACCCGGUAGAUACAAAUACAACAACCUUAGUGUGGUUCUCGAAUGCAUCGAAGGAACCCCCGUCAGAUGGGCAUGGGGUUCGCGAUUUCCUGAAUAUGCAGGGAUCCGAGCUUGAGCGCGUGGCGCGUGUUUCAAAUUCAGAGCACGGGUUCUUGGGGUUUUAAAGCAGGAAGACUGGCAAAGAUCCCUCUUUUCACCCGAACUCAACCGGGGAAGUGGUGAGGCAUGUUCUGGA